AUCAAUAGAGAGAGAGACACAGUAGAUAGAGAGAGAGAGAUCUAUAGAGAUCUAGAGAGAGAUCUAGAGAGAGACACACAGUAGAUAGAUAUAUAUAUAUAUAUUAUGGCUAUGAAGAUCACAGAAGAGCUUAGGGCAAAAGCAGAGGUGUACUAUGGAGAUGAGAUGUGCCAGGAGAAGACCAAGCUGCUUCUGAAGGAAGUGGGGCUCCCCAAUGGCCUGCUGCCUUUAAAAGACAUCAUGGAGUGUGGCUACAUUGAGGAGACAGGGUUUGUGUGGCUCAAGCAGAAGAAGAAGGUGGACCACUUCUUUGAGAAGAUAGGGAGGGUGGUGUCUUAUGCACCUGAGAUCACUGCCUAUGCAGAGAAGUCCAAGAUCAGGAAGGUCACUGGGGUCAAGGCCAAGGAGCUCCUGCUCUGGAUUACGAUCAACGAGAUCGCCGUCGACGAGCGCCCCACCGGUAAGCUGGUCUGCAGGUCCACCGCCGGCCUCUUCCGCACUUUCCCGACCUCCGCGUUCGAGGUCGCGGAGAAGGACAAGGAGAGGAAGGAGGAUCAGGUGAGUGCGAGCAGCGGUGCCGCUACCGGCACCACCACCACUACUCCUGCUGCCCCUGCUGCUCCUCCUGCUGCUGCUGCAGCACUGGAGAAAUGAGUAUAGUGCUACGUACGCACGCAUGCGGUGCGCGAAUUUUAAAGCAGCGGUAUAUCGGGAGAAAUGAGUAGUGCUGCGCAUGCAUGCAUGCAUGCAGUGCACGAAUUUUAAAACAGUGAUAUAUUGAGCAGUGCUGCGCAUGCGGUGCACGAAUUUUAAACCAGUGGUAUACAGGGGCUGAUCCUUGUAUGAUUAGGUUACUAUAUGAUUUGGGCUUCUAUUAGUGUUUUGGGAUAGCUUAUAAAUUAUAUGAAGGGAAUUUAAAAUGUGGGAUAUAUAUAUAUAUUUAUGUGCAUGUGCAUUAAUGUAGUGAUCUCUUUUGAUUUAUUAAGAAGAAAAUGUUGGGUAUUUUUAGGUGGUAAUUAAAUGUGUCUUCUCUAGAGUCAUUGUCACAUGACGGAUGCUUUACCAUAAUAAGUUACUCUAUUUAUUUUUUAUUU
This is a messenger RNA of Ananas comosus (pineapple), 1094 nucleotides long. RefSeq lists its product as uncharacterized. The record is from RefSeq and is a predicted model, not a curated record. The transcript has a single exon. The coding region runs from base 106 to 654 and encodes 182 amino acids. NCBI's taxonomy places the organism in Eukaryota, Viridiplantae, Streptophyta, Magnoliopsida, Poales, Bromeliaceae.